Molecule: messenger RNA, 1880 nt
Organism: Ictalurus punctatus (channel catfish)
Lineage: Eukaryota; Metazoa; Chordata; Actinopteri; Siluriformes; Ictaluridae
Product: gap junction Cx32.2 protein
Exons: 2
Coding region: 130-837 (235 amino acids)
Biological process (GO): cell communication
Cellular component (GO): connexin complex
Source: RefSeq, a predicted model, not a curated record
CAAAAGGAAAUUUGGCGUCAGAUUAUCUUCAUACAUGAGAUUUUUAAUUUGGUGUGCGCUCUCAAAACGUAGCUUUGGAGACUUCAGUGCUUCACUCUUCCUUCCUCUGUCUUUAGCUGAACAUAAACCAUGGGAGACUGGGGUUUUCUCUCCAAAUUACUCGACAAAGUGCAGUCGCACUCCACCAACAUCGGUAAGGUGUGGCUGACGGUGCUUUUAAUCUUUCGGAUCAUGGUGCUCGGCGCCGGAGUCGAUAAAGUCUGGGGCGACGAGCAGUCCAACAUGGUGUGCAACAUCAACACGCCCGGCUGCAAGAACGUGUGCUACGAUCACAAGUUUCCGAUCUCUCACACUCGCUUCUGGGUUCUCCAGAUCAUCUUCGUGACCCUACCGACGCUGGUCUACCUCGGCUACGUUCUGCAUGUGAUCCACAAAGAGGAAAAACUGAGGCACAAGUAUGCUGAGAAGCAAGGAACCAAACUCCCCAAAUACACCGAUGACAACGGGAAGCUCCAGUACAAAGGGAACCUCCUGCGCACCUACGUUGCGUGCCUAUUCAUGACCAUUUUGUUUGAAGCGGGCUUCAUCGUGGGUCAGUACUACUUAUACGGCUUUGUGAUGGAGCCUAGGCUUAUGUGUAACAAGGCACCGUGUCCUCUUGCCACGGAGUGCUUCAUGUCGCGUCCAACCGAGAAGACCAUCUUCAUCCUGUUCAUGCUAGUAGUGGCGUGCAUCUCAUUGGUACUGAACGUAGCAGAGAUUUUUUAUCUGAUCUGUCGGGCUUCCUUGCAUAAACAGCAUAAACAUAAAUAUGUUACUAAAGAGACACAUUGCUGAAAUCGAUUGAAAAGCAUUCUGUUAUAAUGCACUACUUAGAGAAGUAUGGGUGUGACACUACACCAAGACAAUUAUACGUCAUAAUAACAACUCCGUGAUAAUGCCAAAUGACAUGAUCUAUCCAAAACCAUGAUAGUUAUAGUACUCUAAAUAAGUCAUACUGUCACAUACUGACCAACAUAACAAAAUAUGGUGCAACACAUGAAUCAUUUUUAUGUCUAAGACCCUUUUGAUUAUUCUUAGUGAUGGGAAUUCUGAUUCUUUUCAGUGAGUCAGAUAACAUUUGACUCUUUCAACUCUUUCCCAAACAGCUCAUUUUCUUAUCUGGAGCACGUCGAGUUGCAUUUUUACAAAAUAUAUUUAAAUAAUAAUAACAACCGAUAGCCUGCACUAAUACACUUGACUACAGAUAGUACGUUUUCGACAUGCAGCACUGAGAGUCAUGUGCACAGAGUCUAGCAAAUGGCUCGUUACACACUAAUGAACCAGCUCCGAUUUUGAAAGGAAGUUUCCCCAUGGAAGGUCUGUGAAUGACACUGCACAUGUAUCAUCAUUACCCACGACUACAAAAAGAAAAGAAAAAAAAAGGGCUCAUACUGUACAAGUGGCUCUCACAAUUCACUUAAAAGAGUCGAAUCAAAGAGCUGACUCGUGCAAAGGACGCAUCACUAAUGUAGAGAGUAAUCCUAAUUUUGCUAUAAUGUUAAUUUGUACAUUCUAUCCCAUCCACUACUAUUGAUGUUUUUGAAUAUAUAUCUUUUAAAAAUCCUUAAUAGUACUUACUUAAUAUUAUACAACAACUUUUAUAUACUGUUGCCACUUUUAUGACAAUUUAUUGAUGCAGAUCUGGGUAAAGUUAUGCAUUAUACAUACAUAUAUGAGUCUUACGCAAUGAAUAAUACAAUGCGCUGUAUUGCAUCAUACCAUCUGUCCAAAUCAUACUUUAUUUGUUUUUCCUUUUAUUUAAAAUUCAUUAUAACUCACUUCAAUCCAUUUGUCGAAGAAAUGAUACAAUUACACAAAUACAAGUUGUUCUAUUUUUC